AUGAUAACCGUAAACUUGGAAGCUCGCCGUGCUGGGAUAAAAUCAUUUUAUGCUCAGAGUGAAGCUGGCACUCCAAAUAGUUCACCACUUUUCUUAUACUCUACAGGCAAGAUAUUGGAACUUCAAAAUAAUAUUAAUCACUAA
Molecule: messenger RNA, 144 nt
Organism: Entrophospora sp. SA101
Lineage: Eukaryota; Fungi; Glomeromycota; Glomeromycetes; Entrophosporales; Entrophosporaceae
Source: the annotation of a GenBank genome assembly